Messenger RNA from Sardina pilchardus (European sardine), 2142 nucleotides. RefSeq names its product phospholipid scramblase 2-like. The coding region runs from base 170 to 1090 and encodes 306 amino acids. The transcript is spliced from 10 exons. Lineage: Eukaryota; Metazoa; Chordata; Actinopteri; Clupeiformes; Clupeidae. Gene Ontology annotation, cellular component: plasma membrane. Gene Ontology annotation, biological process: plasma membrane phospholipid scrambling. Gene Ontology annotation, molecular function: phospholipid scramblase activity. The record is from RefSeq and is a predicted model, not a curated record.
CUUAACAACGGCUAACGGGAUUAGUGUGCAAGCAACAUAUAUUUUAUAAACAUACAGAAUUCUGUUGGGUAACAUUAAGAAGAACCAAGUGCUGUGGUCUAGGAGACAGACAGUAAAAGCAUCAUUAAGGCACAGUUCUCAGCUGUGUUUCCAUCUGCAUUGAUCUUUAAUGAAGUCUGCUGUAACUCCAGACCAGCAGGGUGUGCCUGCAGGUAGCGCACCCUUUCCAUCUCAGCCCCCAGCUUACGCCAUCAACCUUCCACCCGGUGCUGCUGUGUACCCUUCUCCUCCAUAUGGUCAAGUCCCAAUGCCACCAGGGCAUAUGCCAUUUCAAACGCCAGUUCACAUGCCAUCUCCAGUGCACCCACAGUACCCUCCUCAGAUGCCAGUGGCAAUGCCAAUGCCUGCUCCUGAGAGACCACCAGACUGCCCACCAGGGUUAGAAUAUCUCGUUCAAAUUGAUCAGCUUCUUGUUCACCAGCAGAUGGAGCUGAUGGAAGUGAUGAUGGGAUUUGAGACGCACAACAAGUACUUGGUGAAGAAUAGUCUGGGACAGCAGGUGUUUUUUGCUGAGGAGGAAAACGACUGCUUCAGCCUGCACUUCUGCGGGCCGAUGCGAUCAUUCGCCAUCCACAUUCAGGACAACAUGGGCCAGACCGUCAUGUCCGUGACAAGGCCACUCAAAUGCGGCGCCUGCUGCUUCCCUUGCUGCCUCCAAGAGCUGGAAGUACAGUCUCCCCCUGGAAACCCUAUCGGAUAUGUCAUACAGGAUUGGCACCCGUACAUUCCCAAGUUCACCAUUCAGGAUGAGCGAAGAAAUUCUGUGCUGAGAAUCAUUGGGCCUUUCUGUGACUGCAAGUGUUUCUCUGAUGUGAACUUUGAGAUCAAAUCACUGGAUGAGACUUCAGACGUUGGUCGUAUUUCUAAGCAGUGGUCUGGCUUUGGGAACGAGAUGUUUACAGAUGCUGACAACUUUGGGGUGCAGUUUCCAAUGGAUUUGGAUGUGAAAAUGAAAGCGACUAUUCUGGGAGCUUGUUUUCUCAUAGACUUUAUGUUUUUUGAACAUUCAAAGCAGCAAGAUAAUCAUUAGUGUUGCUUCAGUGAUGGGGAUAUUUUCAGAUCGGAGAUGUCAUAAUGUGCGAAUACUGCCACCUCUAUAAAGUCCUCUGUCCUUGGUUUAGUCUUGUAGUCAGCUGCUCUGUCUCAGCAGUGUCUCAUGUGCUCAUUGUGUUUUCAACCUGACAAUAAAAAGAAGUCCGCAGACUAACAAUCUGAAAUGUGUAUGAUGUUGGAUACAAAAAUGAAACACCAAUCUUGGGACCGCUGAAAAUUGUGGGAGUGAAAGGACUGGUAAAGAUAUUUUGACCGAUACAUUUUACACGAUAAAAUUGUUUUGUGUUACAGUAAGAUAUGUUAUUCUGUUUCGGUGAAUCUACUGUUGUCGUUAUAAUAUCAUAACUCCAGUAGGUGGCAGCAGUGAGCUUUGAAAUGCAUGAGAUCAUAUGACCUCAUAAAUCUACUUCACGAAGUCAAAUGACAUGAAGUACAUUUAUGAAUUUAAACAUUUAUGAAUUUAACCAGAGGCGGACAAUGGCAUCCCAGUUUUAGAAAGUAAAAGUGCUAAGUAUUCAAUCCAACCAGUUAGUAAACCAGCUCAUCCUAAUUAGCUGCCAGGUAGAUAUUAUGAUAACUCUGAGUGCAGGUAGAAAGAAUAUAUGGCAGGACUUUUACUCUCUGGAACCAGGAAUGUCCGCCUCUGAAAUUAACACUUCUCACAAUGUUUCACAUCAAAGAAUUGAGUACUUAUAUGUUUGUAGUUUUAAGUUAAUCAACGUUGAUCAAUGAAUGUAUUGUGUUACUACUUUCAUAUCGGCUGGUUUGUUCAUUAAUGAUCUUAUAGGCCUACUAUGUAUCAUAAUCUUUGUUUGCUUUGCUUUGCUUAUGAUAAGGUCUGUGGUCAUGAAGGUCAUCUGUUUUUUUAGACGUAAUGUACAACCCAGUCAGUAAAUAAGUCCAGCAUGUUUUGUUUGACAACAUGCCACAUGUGGCCUUGUUCAGCCAGAGAACCCAUCUUGGUUUUUCACAUAAAUAAAGAGUGCAAGUCUUCACUUGAAAAGAAUAAUUUGUGAGUCAGUAGCCUAA